Messenger RNA from Paralichthys olivaceus (Japanese flounder), 1989 nucleotides. The record is from RefSeq and is a predicted model, not a curated record. Lineage: Eukaryota; Metazoa; Chordata; Actinopteri; Pleuronectiformes; Paralichthyidae.
ACGUGAUAACAAGGAAUGUGUUACAGCCAGACCGCUUCCUCAGACUCAGUUAAAGAGAACCACACACUAACCACCAGAUCUCCAACAUGGAGGCCGGCCAAAGACAACCACAGUAGGGAAUACAGCCAGCUUCUCCUCUUAGAUUUCAGACGAAGAGCGAGGAGGAGGAGGAGGCCGCAAGGUGAGGACAUGAGUGCAGUGGAGGUGAGGCAGUCGCCGGGGUCCCUGACCCUGCCCCUGUCCAGCGGCGACCACAAGGAGCGCUACCUGGACCACCUGGACGAGAGGACCAUGUCGCCGGACCUGAGGCAGGACUUCAACAUGAUGGAGCAGAAGAAGAGGGUCACGCAGAUCCUGCAGAGUCCAGUGUUUAAGGAUGAGUUGGAAGGCCUGAUCCAGGACCAGAUGACGAAAGGCAACCACCCCACAGGUCUCCUGGCUCUGAGACAAAUUGCCGACCUCGUCAUGGCCAGCACCUUGGGGGGGGCGGGCCCUUUGACUUCGCCCAUGAGCUAUGGGAUGGUGAGUCCCGUCAACGACUUGUACGGCAUCGAGUCUCCCACGUUUGCUAAAGGGGAGAAACUGGGUCGCUGCAGGCUGGCCAGCCUCUACAGGCUUGUUGACCUCUUCAGCUGGGCUCGUUUUACAAGCUCCUACAUUACCGUGCGUGUCAGUACAGAACAGGACCAUGUUCUUAUUAGUCCACGGGGUCUGUCUUUCGCUGAGGUGACGGCAGCAAAUUUGGUGAAAGUGAACAUAAUCGGUGAAGUGGUGGACCAGGGUUCUACCGAUCUGGCGAUUGACCAUUUUGGAUUUGCGCCUCAUGCUGCCAUUUACUCCAUGCGACCGGACGUGAGAUGCAUCAUCCACAUACACUCUCCUGCUACAGCUGCUGUGUCCUCGAUGAAAUGUGGAAUCCUGCCCAUUUCCCAGGAGGCUUUGCUUCUGGGAGACGUGAGCUGCUUUGGUUACCAUGGCAGCCUGGAUAAUAAAGAGGAGAAGGUGGAGUUUCAGAAAGCUCUGGGCCCGACUGCCAAGGUGAUGAUCCUGAGGAACCACGGGCUGCUUGCUUUGGGAGAAACAGUAGAAGAAGCUUUUCACUACGUGUACCACUCACAGCAAGCCUGUGAAAUCCAGGUGAGUGCGUUGGGGUGUUCCGGCGGCGUGGACAACCUUGUGCUGCUGGACCGGGACAAGUUCAAACCCCUGACCCAGAGAGUGGCCGCUGCCGGGGUUGUGAUGGACAGUGAGGUCAAGUGGAAAGUGGGCGAGGCCGAGUUUGAGUCCCUCAUGAGGAUGCUGGACAACCUGGGAUACAGAACAGGCCACUCUUACAAAAACCCCAUAGUCCGUGAAAAGCCCCGCUCCAAGAACGACGUGGAGAUCCCUGCCACAGUGUCUGCUGUGUCCCCGGAGGACAGCGAGCUGGGUCUGCGCAGCCCCUUCAAGUUUAUGGUGCAGAAACAGCAGAGAGAACGGACUCGUUGGCUCAACUCACCAAACAGCUACUUGAGAGUCAGUGUUCCUGAACAGUCACCCAGCGGGGACGUCAGCCCCAGGACUAAAACCAUGUGGAUGAAGUCUUCACAGCCAGGCAACAGCAUGGGCACCCCGAUAAAGAUUGAGGACCCCAACCAGUUUGUCCCACUCAACACUAAUCCCACAGAGGUUCUGGAUAAGAGGAACCGGAUAAAAGAACAGCACAGAGGGGACCAGAUGACCUCCGGACCAAAGUCUCAGUUACUAUCAGGCAUCGUGGUGGACACAAUCCCAGGACCAGCCUUCAUCAUUGAGGAUGAGGAGCACACCCGCUCUCUGCCCCCCAACCCCUUCAGUGAUCUGUCAGAGAAGGUGCUGGAGGAGUACAAGAACAUGGUGGAGAGAAAGCAGCAAGGACAAGAAGGUACUCAUCCCUUUUCUUUACACUCGACAGAGGUCAAACUGUUUCUUCUCCACUACAAAGCCUAUCAAGGCACCGCUGCUCUGUAG